Messenger RNA from Ziziphus jujuba (common jujube), 1750 nucleotides. RefSeq names its product protein DETOXIFICATION 8. The record is from RefSeq and is a predicted model, not a curated record. Gene Ontology annotation, biological process: xenobiotic detoxification by transmembrane export across the plasma membrane. Lineage: Eukaryota; Viridiplantae; Streptophyta; Magnoliopsida; Rosales; Rhamnaceae. Gene Ontology annotation, cellular component: membrane. Gene Ontology annotation, molecular function: xenobiotic transmembrane transporter activity; antiporter activity. The transcript has 7 exons. The coding region runs from base 162 to 1580 and encodes 472 amino acids.
AAAUAUUAAAAAAAAUUCAUGUUAGUUCUCAUGUUAAAAAUCUUAUAUGAGCAUUUAUAUAUAUUAUAACUUGAGAAAAACAUUGUUGCUCACCAUAUGUACAUAAAAAGAGCCAGGUAAGCCAACCAGCCACAUUUGUAAGUAAAACUUCAGUGUAAGAAAUGGCCUUGGAAGAAGAACUUUUGGGAAACAAGGAUGAAACCAAGACAUGGAAGAGUGGGUUAAAGGAGGAGGUAAAGAAGCUGAGCUCCUUGGCAGCUCCAAUGGUGGUGGUGAGUGUGUCUCAGUACCUCGUGCAGUUUGCGUCACUAACAUUGGCUGGACAUAUUGAUGAACUCUCUCUCUCUGGUGUUGCAAUUGCCUCCUCUUUCACUAAUGUCACUGGCUUCAGUCUUGUUCUUGGAAUGGCUGGUGCAUUGGAAACUUUAUGUGGACAAGCUUAUGGAGCAAACCAAUAUCAGAAGCUUGGAAUGUACACUUAUUGUGCUUCAAUUUGUCUUAGUCUAGUUUGUUUACCAAUAUCUAUCCUUUGGAUGAUCAUGGACAAAGUGCUUAUAUUGGUAGGCCAAGACCCUUUAAUCUCCCAAGAAGCCACCAAAUAUGCAAGCUUACUCAUCCCUGCAUUAUUUGCAUAUGCUAUUCAACAAUCACUGGUUUGCUAUUUCCAGUCUCAGGGAUUGACUUUUCCAGUGCUUAUAAGCUCAUGUACCAUUCUCUGUUUCCACAUACCAGUUUGUUGGGCUCUAGUGUAUAAGCUGGAAUUAGGAAGCAGAGGAGCAGCAAUGUCCAUAGGUUUAUCAUAUUGGUUGAAUGUGAUAUUCCUUGUGUUAUACAUGCAGUAUUCUUCAGAUUGUGAGAAAACCCGCGUCACAUUUUCGAUUGACGUUUUGUUAAGCAUUAGAGAAUUUCUUUCAUAUGCUAUCCCUUCGGGAGUUAUGGUUUGUCUUGAAUGGUGGUCAUUUGAGAUACUCACUUUACUAUCUGGGCUUCUACCAAAUCCGGAACUUGAAACUUCAGUCCUUUCGACUUGCCUUACAACAACUACAUUGCACUAUUUCAUACCUUAUGGUAUUGGUACCGCUGCAAGCACUCGAAUUUCCAACGAAUUAGGAGGUGGGAAUUCAAAUGCGGCUCGAAUGGCUUUUUAUGUAGCUCUGAUGCUUGCUGUCAUAGAGGCAGUUGUUAUGAGCACAAUUCUCUUUUGCUGUCGUUCAGUUCUUGGUUAUGUUUAUAGCAGUGAAAAGGAAAUUGUGGAUUAUGUGGAAAAACUAACUCCCCUGCUUUCUCUCUCCUUUAUCAUGGAUAGCCUACAACUUGUGUUUUGUGGGUUUGCUAGAGGAUGUGGCUGGCAACAUUUGGGAGCAUAUGCUAAUAUGGGUGCAUAUUAUUUAGUUGGAAUUCCUGUAGCUGCUAUAUUGGGUUUCCUUGUAAAACUAAGAGGAAUUGGCCUUUGGAUUGGAAUUCUUACAGGAUCUUCUCUACAAGCAUUUCUGCUUGCCCUUAUAACAUCCUUCACAAAUUGGCAGAAAGAGGCAGUCAAGGCAAAGGAGAGGAUAUUUAAGGAGACGGCUAACAUAUAAGCAAACCAACAAUUGCCAAACAGACUCCAUGGUCAUUGGUCACCAAUGCUCUAAUACCAUAUUGAAGCACCAUCUAUUUUAAAGUCUUAAUUUGAUAGAAAGUGCAUAACUAUUUAUAUCAAGCUAUCGCACAAUUUAUUAUCAAUUAUUUAUGACAAAUACUUUUAUCA